CAAGUUCGGAUUGAAGGAUUGCACCCUUGUCGGAUCGCAGUACAACGUCGACCAGAAGUGCCUGUUGGCAUGCGAGUCGGAAGACGGUAAAUGCAAGGUAGCGUGUCAGCACCCCAAAAUGAAGUCAUUCUGCGGGGUCAAGUUGCAACCGGGGGCCAUCUGCGAGGGCACCCGCGGUUACUGCGACGUCUUCCAGAAGUGCCGCCGCUCCGACGAGCAGGGGCCGCUGACGAGGCUGCAGCAGGCGCUAUUCGGCAUCCGGACCAUCAAUUCCGUCAGAGAUUACAUCACCGCGCACCCGUUCCUGUCGCUCUUGUACCUCGUACUAUUCGUAGCAUUCAUGGCGCUGUUCUUCCGCUGCUUCUCUGUCCACACGCCCAGCAACAACCCGCACAAGCCGAGCAGAAAGUUGAAGGAGACUCUGCGGCACCCAAAGAGCUUCUUCGCCUUUUCAACAGCGGGCAGGACACCGUCGGGGAGGCAGCGUGGAAGCCUAUACUGUGCUUAUGCAUUGUCAUCCUGCUCCUGGCGGCCAUUGUUGUCUUCCUGCUGAUAGCGAGAGAAAGCUCGUCGGAGACACCUCAUCGCUGUAAGCGCCUGAUGUGCACGGACCCGUACGAAGCACUGGGAAGCCUUCUGAACUACAGCGUAAAACCUUGCGACGACAUGUACGCCCACGUGUGCAGCAGGUGGACCAGCAACGCAGAGCAUGCGGGGUUCCUCCAGGAGUCGCUCGACUACUACCUGACCAAGAUGCACGACGUCUUCGAGACCUCAGAUGGCAACGCCGUGGGGGAAGAGCUCAGUGAUGGCUUGCGGACCGGCGGCGUCCUCUUCGCGCAGUGCCUGGCUGCCAUAAAAGGCAAGGAAAUGAUCCAGCAGGAGGCCGUGGUUCUUGUGCAGGAGCUUUUCCUGAAAAGAAUAAUUGACAGCAAGUCGCCGACCGAAGCCGUGAGGGAGGGCACGGAAAUCUCGUUCACGUUCAACCUGAACGGUUUACUGACGUUGCGUCCUCAGCGGCUGGACACUACAGUGGUGAUGUACGCAUUCAAGGGAAGCGCCGUGAAGCCUUCUUUACCAGCCACCGCUGAUGUGAAGCAGUGCGUCAGGGACUUCGUUUCGUCCACGGCCAUCGUGACGGACGUCCAGGCAGUUGCGACUGCUGUACUGUCGCUGGAUCGCAUCGUGGCGACACAUCAUCGUCGUGCAAACUCUGUGCACAAGAAGAUAGCUGCGAGGCUACUUCAAGAAGUGUCUCCCACCCUAAAGGCGCUCGUCGCAAAUCCCAUGGAACGCCUGACUAAAAUGUCCAGCUUGAGCAAAGGAUAUCUUCUCGUUCGCGACUACGAAAGCACGCUGGACCUCGUUCACUUUUUUACGAGACCUUCCAGCUCAUACAUCCCGUGGUAUCUCAUGGUGCAAAUGCUGGUUGACGUGCUCCUAUUCGACUACGUGGCGAGGUAUGAGCUGAACGACAAAUGGCAGGCGCUGCGUGCCUGCUCCGUCGUCGUGAACAGGGCCAUGUCCCACGUAUGGUCAUCCCUGAGCAGGCAAAUGAUGCUGAACAAGACGAGCCACGACCCCAUUACUGAACUGUUCGAGAACGUUAGGAUGGAGCUCACCUCCACUAACGGCUACCUGCACAAAUUCGUGAGCGAUCCCACCUUUUCUCGAUUGCGGAAUGCCCUCGGGAAUAUCUCCUUCGUGUCCAAUCAUGAGCUCUUGGAGCACCAACGUAAACUCGUCCUCAGGAGUAGUUUGCUAGUGCCGUCCAACCAGCACUUCGUGCGCUCCUACGUAGACGUCCGCCAGAAAACACGUUCCGUGUCGCUCACGUGGCCUCCGGACGUUCUCUGUGACAUCGCUGCACUUUUGGAGAUGGAACUGACCCCAUCAUAUAGGGACGAAACGAAUUCGCUGUUCCUCUCCACGGCCCUCGAAAUGCCUCACAUUUUCUACUCGGACGACACGGCACGCUUGCUCAACUACGGCGUGCUCGGAGCUGCACUGGCGAGAGAGCUGAUCCUAGCCGUCGUUCCGGGUGCACAACUGGACAAGCUCAGGGCGGUGUGGACGUCGGAGGCGGCCCGGCGGCUCAUGGAUCGCAUGACUUGCUACGUGGACACCGCCGCAACUCAUGACGAGCGUAACGCGACCGACUUCAAGUUGGAGCUCUUCCCAUGGUUGAUGAGUGCCAGGGUCGCGUAUGACGCACUGAAGAGGCACUUCAGUUUUGCGCAGGUCGACAGCUCGACGUGGAAGAUGGUGCAGAAGCAGUUCUUUCUGCGCUUCUGCCUGGCGGCGUGCCAUUCGUCGAACGCUGCGGUGGUCAGCCCUCGCGACAAGUGCAUUUGGCCGCUCUCUGGGAACCCCGCGUUCGCCGAGGCAUUUGACUGCCCCGAUACCUCGCGCAUGUCGCGUCGGAUGUGUCGAACAUAGACGCUCGUGUCUGGUGAACGUUGGUUUAUCAACGGUGAUCUUUUUUCUUUAUUUCUUUCUUUUAUUUACGUGGCGUAUGUUACUUGCGCCUGGUUGUGUCAUCAUAACGCAACGGAGCCAACUCAUAACUGCGAUGAGGACGUUUUCUUUAAUUGCGGCGUUAUUUAUUGUCUAACUUAACUCAUUGCCUUUUAUUCCGAUCUAAAGACUUCCAUAUGAGUGUGAUUGUCCGUAAUUAUCUAGAAGAUAUAGGAACUAGCCAGCUGAGUAGCGGUAUGUCGUCAGCUCGCGCCAUAAUGGCAAAUGGCAGUGAAUUAUGCUAAUUCGUGCAAAACUUUCAAAGCUUUCUUUAUCAUUGAAGUUGGCUGUGAGCGGCUUCAUAAAACUAUAUUAAUGAAGAUGCACUUUUCGUGAGCAGGUAUAGCGAGUACCGUAACGUGGUUCUAUUGAAUUUUUGUUGUUUCUGCUCGACGACUCGCACUGUAAAGUAUGGCGCCGACAGCUGGAGAAAGGUACAAUAGCCGUAGUGACAAAUAAGGCUUAUCCGCUUAUCUCUGCAGCUUACACGGUGUUGACGACCUUAAAGGCAGCACCACCUGCCUACUCGGGGUAUUGGCGGAAAACCGGGCCGAUUUCAGAAAUAUAUCGGAGAGAGAAAUGUCAUUCUGUGUAUAUUGUGGGCAUUUAACAUACGCUUCCUCUUUUAUUAUCAUGCGUGCCCUAUGCUUCAUCGCCUCUAUGUGUAAUCGCCGUUGUGCGUUGAGCCUGCGUGUGGCUGGCCUGUUUUCUCAUGAAUAAAGGUUAUUAUAUUGCCACCAAAACAACCUGGGAAUGCAUUUUGAAACAAAUAUGCAUUCUCCCUGCCUUUCGUAUCGGCUUCGCCCCCCUCCAAGUAACCGCAAUUAUCGGGAUUGUCUAUGGGCUGGAUGGCCGAAAUGAACAGGAAAGGACGAAACGCGCUUCUUUGUGCCUUACUUGGUUUAGUAUCGCAGUAGAAUACAGGAUGAAGUAUUCUAUGAAAA
Dermacentor andersoni is the source of this 3461-nucleotide messenger RNA. RefSeq lists its product as uncharacterized. The record is from RefSeq and is a predicted model, not a curated record. Gene Ontology annotation, molecular function: metalloendopeptidase activity. Gene Ontology annotation, biological process: protein processing. Gene Ontology annotation, cellular component: plasma membrane. Lineage: Eukaryota; Metazoa; Arthropoda; Arachnida; Ixodida; Ixodidae.